CUUGCUUUCUCACGACCUCCUCCACUCGAUGAGCAAAGCCUGCGGCAUUCAACUAAUAAGUAUAUGAAUCUACAGCACAACACCGAGUCAGACACGACAUCAAAUCAGCUCUAAUAUCUACGUAUCAUCCAUAUGCCCUCUUAUAACCCGGACAAAUGGAUAGAUCAACUCAUGGAAUGUCGCCACCUCCCAGAACCCGAUAUGAAAGUCCUUUGCGACCGCGUCCGCGCUAUACUCAUGGAAGAGUCCAAUAUUCAGCCCGUUUCGAGUCCAGUCACCAUCUGCGGCGACAUUCAUGGUCAGUUCUGGGACUUACUGGAGCUGCUGCGAAAGGGUGGACAGGUCCCGGAGACGAGUUAUAUUUUCAUGGGUGACUUUGUCGACCGAGGGCAUUAUAGCUUGGAGACCGUGUCCUUGCUGCUGGCACUGAAAGCUCGAUACCCAGAUAAAGUCACUCUCCUCCGUGGAAACCAUGAAAGUCGACAAAUCACACAGGUGUAUGGAUUUUAUGAUGAGUGCCAACAAAAGUACGGUAGCGCUGCUGUUUGGAAGGCAUGUUGUAGUGUAUUCGAUUUUCUCAAUCUCGCUGCUAUAAUAGACGGAGAGACUUUGUGCGUGCACGGUGGUCUAUCACCAGACAUUCGAACUCUAGAUCAGAUUCGUGUCCUCUCACGCGCGCAGGAAAUUCCUCAUGAAGGUGCUUUCUGUGACCUCAUGUGGUCUGAUCCGGAAGACAUCGACACUUGGGCUGUCAGCCCACGCGGAGCUGGUUGGCUAUUUGGCAGAACAGUGACGCGAGAGUUCAACCAUGUCAACUCCUUGAGUCUCAUUGCUCGUGCACAUCAGCUCGUGCAAGAAGGGUACAAAUAUAUGUUUGAUGACCAGCUCGUUACUGUGUGGUCUGCACCAAAUUACUGCUACCGAUGCGGUAACAUGGCGUCCAUACUAACAAUAAAGGAGGACGGAAGUAGGGAUUUCACCGUUUAUGAUGCCGCCCCCGAGAACGAAAGAGAUAAGGGAAUGCAAACAAAAAAGAUGAAUACAAUGCCCUACUUUGUAUGACAUUGUGUAUUACGAUGUUUGUGUACAGCGCUAUUGACUUUUUUUGACACUUUGAUAUUGCACUUUUAGUUGUUCGUCUAUUUUGCCCAGUGGGGGAUCACGGGAUAGUACACAAAAUUUGGUUCUUUCGCUGACCAGUGCUUGAUGUUUUUCGUAAGAUAACGGGCCGAUUUUAACAUCUCGAUAGUCAUCCUGGGAUGAGUAUCAAUGGUUUAAGGUUACCUCUUGACUCGUUAUUUCUAGUAAAUGUUUUUCAUUCUGCCCCCCGCA
Molecule: messenger RNA, 1332 nt
Organism: Suillus bovinus
Lineage: Eukaryota; Fungi; Basidiomycota; Agaricomycetes; Boletales; Suillaceae
Product: Metallo-dependent phosphatase-like protein
Exons: 8
Coding region: 133-1062 (309 amino acids)
Biological process (GO): G1/S transition of mitotic cell cycle; peptidyl-serine dephosphorylation
Cellular component (GO): cytoplasm
Molecular function (GO): protein serine/threonine phosphatase activity
Source: RefSeq, a predicted model, not a curated record